Molecule: messenger RNA, 8297 nt
Organism: Girardinichthys multiradiatus
Lineage: Eukaryota; Metazoa; Chordata; Actinopteri; Cyprinodontiformes; Goodeidae
Gene: akap11
Product: A kinase (PRKA) anchor protein 11
Exons: 14
Coding region: 325-6009 (1894 amino acids)
Biological process (GO): intracellular protein localization
Cellular component (GO): cytoplasm
Molecular function (GO): protein kinase A binding
Source: RefSeq, a predicted model, not a curated record
AUUCCGACUCCGCUUUGCUAUGAUGGGUUAUGUUGUAACGUUGAGGGUCGGAAUAUCCUAAACGGUUGAAUCGUUCCCGGACCGCCCAUCAAAGCCAGUGGCUCCCGUCGGCGCUGCUGGAGUCCGAUACUGAGAGCUAGCCAGAGAUGUUCGGGUGACAGCUCAACCCGGAGCCGACCGCGGCCUGCCUGCUUCGGCUGCUAGCUCUAUGAUUGACAGCUUGUCAACCGCCGAGCUGCAAUACUCUGAACUGGACUGUUGUCAUUUUUUAUUUACUAAAGGUGAGCUGACAGUCAGACAGACAGCAGCUCUCUGUUGUCAUGGAUGCCGGUGUUCAUGUCAAAGGAGUUCCAACAAGGUCCAGGCCGUCCGUCCGGAGAGAGCUGCUUCUUUCAGCAGGACAGGAUUCAAUAUGUGCGUGACUCUGGGAUGCAGUCUGCAAAGAGCCUCUUUAGGAACAAGAAGGAGCUAUGCAGCGUUGGCCUGGAGCUGCCAACCAGAGACACUCCAAGGCUUACAGAGAUUCAUUUUGUGUGUCUGCCUGGACAAUGUGAAGGGGAUGAGUUCACCCAGCAGGCUCUAUCAUCCCUGCCGGGGAAGCUGUGCGAGCUCCUCAGGUCCCUCCACGCACACAGCCUCAGAAAUGACGAGGUUCUACUGCUCAAAGACUCCUGCAGGCUGACAGAGCACAGAGACGUUGGCCCUCAGUGUUGGCUGAAGGCUGUGUGUGUCCUGAGGCAGAAUCCCUGCACAGGCACGCACCCCCAGGCCAGUGUGGCAUCUUUGGUGGGCUUUCUGGGAUGCUAUGUAGCAGGUGUCCGCUAUGUACUUGAGCUCCAGGGUCUUCAGAGGGGUUUCAGUGAGCCCAGCCAACCAGAGGAAGAUGACACCAACCAGUCGGUCUCAUCAAUUGAAGAUGAUUUUGUCACUGCACUGGAGCAUCUUGAGGAAGAAGACACUAGAGACAAUCCCUCUGCAGCUGCGUUUGGCCAUUUUAAGAAGCGUGAUGUGGCUUCACAAACUGUCCCAGCCCACAAGAGAAAGAAGGAAUUGUCAGGCUCUCGUGUUAUCAUAAGUUCAUCUUCCAAGAAACAUUCAGCCAAACAUGGAUCUGCUCCUGACGUUUCUGUCACAGUGCAGCGGUUAUCGUCAGGUGUUGAAUCCCAGUGGACUUACUGCAGUCCCGGAGCUCGUCCGCCCUCCCCUUCAGCUCAUAUUAGCGAGUCAGAGGAGUCUGACUGCUCCAGCCCCAGUCCAAUCAUUUUCCUGGAUGAAGUGGGCUAUCAGAAGAGUCUGUUGGCCAAGCUGGACAUCCCACAGGUUCCGGGGGGCCCCAGAGAGCCAGUUGAGGACUCGGACUCUGAAGUCAGUGAAUUCUUCGACAGCUUUGACCAGUUUGAUGACCUGGAGGAGCUGAGCUCAGAGAGCUGCACUCUCACUCUCCCUCUGGAUUCCAUCAGUGCCUCAGCUGCACAGAAAAAGUCUGACACUGGGCCCAUAUCUACGUACGUCUCCAGGGGCUGUUCAACUAAGAGCAUGAACCCUCAGCGCUUUGACCAGCCCACUCUCCCAGCCAAUGUGAAAAAACCUACUCCUCUGAAACCAGGUUCUCCCUACUCAGUUCACCCUGACAUGCCCGACUGCCCUUGGCUGGCCCAGACCCCCUCUGAGGAAAAUGGAGGACCUCUCUUCAGUCCUGUCUCUUCUGCAUUUAGUCCUUUGGUGGAAUCUAGUGGACCACUGGAAUAUUUCUGGAAAACCGAAGAGAAAGGGGAGGACAAGUCAGAGCUAUGUAAACCCCAGGACCUCUGCUCCCUGUAUAAGACCUACUCAGACUUUGCCAACAAUCUGUCCAAAGAAAUUCUAGGAUCUGUGUGUGGCUUCCAGUCUGCUGUUGACAUCAGUGACAACAAAAAUCUCAGUUGUGUCUGCCACAAAGAGUUCAAGAACCCAUCGGGCUAUCUGAUGAAAUUGUCUGACAUUCAAGAGACGGUCACAGUAACCAAGCUGCAGAAGAAGUCCCAGUCUCUGAAGGAUGGCAUCCAGAGGUUUGCUUCUGACCUGGUGGAGAUGAGCUUGGGGAGCGCCCUUCGAGACCUUCAAAAAGGAGUAUCCUCCUGUACCACCACCUUAUGCCAUCUGGCUGCUAGACUCACCUCCUCAGUUUUUCAGAUGGCCUUCCAUGAAAUUGGCAUGCGACGGGCCUCUGUUUUGAAGGAGCGAGCUAUUAACGGAUUAGCUGGUUUCCUCGUAGGUGAGGCCAUUUCUGGGGCGCUGAAAGAGUUCCUCACUGUAAAAAAACAAAUGUUUCACAACACAGUGACACAGUUUGCUGCCGAUCUGGCCGAGGAACUGGUGUUUGAAGGCAUAAUGGAAGUGUGUCAGUUCUCCCUCCCAUCAACCCCUAUUACACCCAGUGAUUGGGCUUUUGGCCAUGGGCAAGUAGAAGAAGAGGAAGAGGAGGAGGUGGUGACCUCCUAUGCUUUGGAUUUGUCAGAGUCUGUGAUUCAGGAGGCCUUCAUAGAGCUUUCUCAGGCUGACGUUGCCUUUACGAGCCAAGCAGCUAUCAGUGUGUCCCUGGAUAACAUCUGUUAUGUCAAUGCUGAGAACACUACCACUCAUACCAGCAGUAUUUUUGCUAACAAACAGGUUUUAAGUGCCACCUCUACUUCAGCAGCCCCAGGAGCGUCAGAAGAGGAGGCUUCCUGCACGGUGAAGAAUGCUCUGUUCACUGUCUCAGGCAUGGCCAGCUGUAUUCCUGUUCCCCAUGCUGGCCAAGCACUUUCCAGCUUCCAGGAUCUAGAGGAGGCUUCCCAGUAUAAGUCUAGAUUCUCAGGUAGCCCAAAGACCAGCACCACAGGAUUAACUAUAACAUCGACUGACAGUAUCUCCUCUAAACACACUCACGCUUGCCAUCAUGAAGCUCAUACCUCCAUGCCUGUGGGAGGCUCCUCCCAACAAAGAUUAUUCCAAAAUGUCUCUGGCAACAUGGUGGACAUGAUUGUAACUGAGGCCUGUGAGCUUAUUACUGCUUCUAAAAUGAAAAAGAGUUUUGGUGACUGCGCUGAUUUCCUUACAAAGACCAUCGGAAGCCGAAGGAACUCCUCCUCAAAGCAGGAGACUCCCGAUUCGCCUCUAAAGCAUGGAGCUGACAGGGAGCAUUUUAGAUAUGACAAGUGUGUCCGACAGGGGGCGCCUACUGAGUGUGUUCCUCCUGUUUCCUUUCCAGCUGGUUCCUCCAACCAGGGGAAAGUCCAGUUUGAGAUGGAUCCUAGAAGGAGAGAUGUGGAUCAAACACAGCCUCUAAUGACGGAUUCUCUCGAUGUGCCGAGUCCAGCUCUGGUUGGACGAGGCCGGAUAUCUGCUCGUGUAGAAGACCCAGCACCAGGCUCUGGGCAGAAGUCUGCAGGGACUCCUGGUACCCCUCCCUCUUCACCUCAGCAGCCCAGUGAAGUCUCUGAAGAAAAACAGAUUAAACAGUUUUCCAAGAAGCUGAAAAGCAAGCUAGCAAAUGAGUUUUCUCCUGCGACUCCACCCCCAACUCCUCACUAUCAGCCUGAGCCAGGCCCUGGCCCUGAAGAUGUCAUCCCCGAUGCAGACAAGGCUGCGUUUAUGCUCAGUCUCAUGAGGUCUCUCUCUGAGGAGGCAGUUGGUGAUGAAGAUGUUGAAGAGGAAGAACCAGUUGAGGAAGAAGGUGUCAGCGGCACUAAGAGAGGUGUAGAGGCAGACUGUCGACGACGGGACGUCAGCCAGGUGUCCUCUCGUAGGAUGUUCAACAAGGAAGCUCUCCAUUACGCUGAGCGUUUGGCAUGUCACAUAGUUUCCAUGGCGACUGAGAUGGAUACAUUAGGAAUGUUGGAGGAAGAGGGGGAGUUGAGCAAAAGCAGCGAGAGAAGGAGAGACAGUGUGGCUCAGUUCUCAGAGCAGACCCUGAAUAUGUUGUGGGUGUAUGCGGGGGAGGUGGCGGGACUGGUUAUAAACGAUGUGAAGACAAUGGUGAGCUCUGGACAACAGUGUCCCUACCACAGAGCUCAGGAUCUCCGAAGGAGAAGCUUCGACAGAUCCACCUCUGAAGGUUGGCGUCCCUGUUACAGACACCAGUCUCAGCCCAGUACAGACCAGAACCGGAGCUCAAGGUUAGCAAAGCUUGCAGAGCAGUGGUCCAAUGAUCUGAUAGCCUCAGUUUCUCAUUCUCCCCCUUCCACUUCAAGUACCAUUUCCAGCUCCAGCUCUGGUCUGUCCUCUGAGUACCCCAGCUGUGAGAGCGUGACAGAUGAAUAUGCGGGCUACCUCAUUAAGGUGCUGAAAAAGGAAGGUGGCAGUAGGGAGUUGGUCCUAGACCAGUAUGCAAGCCGUCUGGCGUACCGCUCUAUUAAAUUAGGCCUGGCUCAUGCUAGUCGUAAGAACAAGCAAAGAUCUAACAGCAGCCGCCUUCUCUCCUCCAAGUCCCUGCCAGAUGAAUGGAAAGCUUCUGGCUGUGAAACCUUAUCAUCCAAAGACAGAUCAGAAUCGGUGGGGUUAGUGUCAGGUCGGGCCCCUCAGUGUUGUUGCAGGGUCUCUGAUAAACAGAGCAAGAGGGAGUACGUGGACCUGGUCAACUUUGCUGAGUCUUUAGCUUACAACAUCACCUGUGAUGUCACACGCAAACUACAGCUUUCUUCAGUUCGCCUUCCUAAGUCUCUCACUGACUCCUGUCUCUAUAAGAAGUCCAAACUUGAAGAUAUGGCUGAUAACAUCAUCAGGAACUCGUUCUCCUGUGCGCUAUUGUCCAAGGAGGAUAAAACUAGACAUUGCCACAGUACAGGAAGCCUAUAUGAUAUGGGCUACAGCUGCAGGGUGAUGCAGGUUAUCGAGCACUAUGCCCGGAAGAUUGUUGAUGACACAGUCAAAAUGAGCCUGGCUUCAGUUGGACAUUCAUCCUGGGAACAUUUGCGAAGUCAUGGCCAUGAUCGGCACUCUCACACCCAGAGACUGUCUGAGGGGCCAGCAGAGGUCCAGUCUCUAGGAGAAAGGACCUGCCGUUAUUGUCUGUCUCAGGAAUGUCCUCACUGCACCAAACCUAACAGACACCACUACCAGCCUGUCUUACAGACAAGCACAAGAGCAUUGGAAAGUUAUUCGGCAUCAGAGCGCUUCUCUAGUGUGGAAAUUCCCAGGAUCCACAUUGACCUGGACAACAGGGCAGCAUUCGCAGAGGAAGUUGUAUCCCUGGCAAUGGAGACGGCUAAACGUGAGCUGAGCAACACCAGCCUUAAUGCGGACAGCGGGAUUGGCCAUGAUGGCACCAGCUAUGCUGAGAGCCUAACAGCAGAGAUCAUGACGUCAGCGCUGUCUAACAUCUAUCAGGCUGCCAACAUCAGUUCUCCAGGUCGGGAGCCCACUGAGUCCACAGUGUCCCAGCAGCUGAGUGUGGGAGAAGACAGCCUGGGCAGCUGGUCUAACCUGAGCUUUGAGGAUGAUCACCCAGAUGACAACAGCAGCUUCCUCCAUCUCAGUGACAGCAGCAAUGGGAACAGCAGUAGCUGGAGCAGUCUGGGCCUGGAGGGAGAGGUGUGUGAGGAGCGUCUGUCAUUCUCCCCAUCUGACAGUGAUAAUACAGAAGACAAGGAGACAAAGGUCAAGGAAGAGUCCAGUGGGACCCUGUGUGCAGACAAGAUUCAGGCACAGACUCCCAGGACCGCUCUGUUCAUUGUGAACUCAGAUUUCAGGGAGCUCGGACGUGGCUUCCAACACUCAACCCUGGACCCUCAGCUCAGGAGCAUGCUGCAGUGGGCAGCCGCCUCCGUGGUCGACAUCCCUCAGAUUCAGCUUAGUGUUGACAGUGAGCUGCAGCAGCUGCCGGCGGUGGUGCAGAAGCUCCAAGAGAGAAAGUGGAAGGUGGCAGAUUUGCUGCACAUGCUGCUGCGUUACCAAGAGGAGAGCCUUUGUCACCCACCACCCGGAGUGACAGUGGCAGCCAGGGAAACCCAGUGCACCCCCCUCUUCCAGUGGCUGCUAGAACAUGCUUAAAACCUCUUAUUCUGCUUCUUUGGUUUUUCCAUUUUAAUACAGGCCUUUUAGGAUCUCCUUAGCCACCAAAGGGUGCCACAGAAAUCGUCUCAUCACUUAGACAUCCUCUCAUGUAUGUGGGCGGCAUGUGUCUUGCACUGCAUGCUGUUACAAAGAGCUCCUUGAGCUGCAUUUUGUUUUUCUUUCCACCUUUCUUUUUGUUACCGCAGAUUUAUUCUUUAUCCGGCCGCCUAUAUCCCAGGUCGGAUGAGAGAGCUGUCUCCUGUGCUCGCCCGCCCACACUGCCAAGCCUCCCUCUGUGCUUGAGCUGGUGGAAGAGUCAGAGACCCACCCCAUGUGUUUCCAGACAGACACGGGAAUUGAGCUGGGAGAAAUAAAAUGUGCUUUCUUUCCUGACAGGGAAUCCCCACAGCUGCUCAGCAGAUGAUGUCAGCACAUCCACUGCUCACUUCUGUGGUGUUUCCACAUGUUAAGAGACCAACUGUGCACCCUAGUACACGCACACCACCAUUUACUUAUCAGAUCUAGUUCAAAAGAUCAAUCCACCCAGUAUGACUCCAUAAUUUAGUUAAUAAUCUGAAACAUCCUGUCCUUCACUUUACUACAGCAAAGUUUUUGUGAAGAACUAGGGCUCUUCAUCAUAACUCUUCAAUGUGCUGCCAAACAUACAGAAAUAUAAGCUGUCUGUAAAGGUGUAAGACACCAUAUUCCUGCUAAUAUGUCACUUUGCGUUGAUAUAACGAGCCAAAUGGAUGGCUUCAGAAUGAUUAAAAAGCCUAAUGAAGGAGUAUUGCUGUUUAAUCUGUUUGCUUAAAUCAGAUUUCAUCAGUUGUCAAACUUAGUAAGAUAUCCAGAGUGGAUGAUGUUUACUAAAGUAGAGUUAUUUAAUAUAUGAGAAAAAAUCAUAUUUUUUUUACAUAAAGUAUCCAAACAAACAUGACGUGCUGCUCAAACUGUCUCCCUGUUGUACAGCUGCCAAAUGCAGUUAAUGAGAUGAUUGUACAGGGCUCAAGUCCAGUCAGUAGUAGCUGUACGAGUCAGUAGUCAUCUGGGCGAUUGGGGGGGGGCAGGUUCAGUUCGGGGAAGCUCCAGUGACGCAGGCAGUAAUUAAAAAUGCAGGAGAUGUCUGUAUCUCCAGCCCACAGACCAGCAGCAUGUGCAUAGCUAAAGCCAGGACUCACACACACUUUGUGUCACCCACGCUCCCCAGUCACCUUCAGUAGUGUGAAGGCCACAAACACGCCCUCGUUACUCACUGCCGCACGUACACAGCACCACCACCAGAGAUGCACUUCUGUUCGAAGUGGAAGCUGGUGCUGCCCACCUCUGCCAGUUCACACUCCACCCCUCUUUGUUUGUAAGAACACUGUAUCCAGAACCGCCCCGAAGAGAGUUGAAUGGAAUAUGUUUGUAUUUAUUUAUUGUUUUGAUACGAGGGACUGAAGGGUGACGUCCACACUGCGAGGUUCUGGGAUUAAACACUGUAAUAUAACAGGACCUCACAUCUGUCAUUAAUAUUAUUAUUAACUCUAGUGUUGGUGGCGUUGUUUGCCUGCAUGGCCUAAUCACAUUUCUUCUUUCUGCCUACGUUACCUAAGCUGCAGUGUUGUCUGUGUUCACGCUGCUUCUCAGUAUGAUGCAGGCCUCUACAGAUGCCUUUGUUUGUUCCUGCUUUGCUGCCAAAUUCUCCCAUAAUCCUGAAAGUGUUUGCACAGAAAAAUAUUAAUGGAAUAUGUCCAAAAGUAAUGAUUGACAAAGAAUCCUUGUAGGAAUGAAACAACUUUGAAGUAUUAACCUGAGAAGUGUGAGAGUUUGUUGGUUUACAAUAAAUGGAAUGUAUUAGGAGACAGAUUUCUUCCUGGUGUGUUUAGACUUGGGACCUCGCCAGGGUUUUUCAAGCAACUUUCAGAAUUUCUUUGAAUUAUUUACAUUCCUUGUCAUUCCCCAGAUGACCCCUAUGGCUUUGUUGUUGUGUUUGUGAAAGCUGAAUGUGUAAGGAACCUGCAUUGACUCCAUUUAGAGGCUGAUUUACUGUAAAUCUUUUUUUGCUACAGUUGUUUUCCGCUUCUCACCAACCGCAUCUUGGAAAGAAACAAAAAAAGAAAAUGACUUCACCUCCUUAUUUGAACCCGCCAAAUGAAGAUAUUCAAUAGUUUAUGUUAAAUUAUAUAACAGUGAAUUUGUUGUCCUUAGUGGCAUUGCUGACUAGUUUCCACAUUCUAAGCUUGAACUCUAACUUUGUUUGUGUUAAAGCGUGUUGUGACAAUAAAGCUUUUUAUGUGCUGAAA